Messenger RNA from Yarrowia lipolytica CLIB122, 438 nucleotides. RefSeq lists its product as uncharacterized. Lineage: Eukaryota; Fungi; Ascomycota; Dipodascomycetes; Dipodascales. The record is from RefSeq and is a predicted model, not a curated record.
AUGGAAGCUCUAGGGGAUCUCUACACUGCGGGACUGCACAACGUGGGUCUGGUACCGCUGAGCGACGUCGAUGCCCAGAGAAGAUGCACCGUGUACCUGGAGGACGCCGUGGAGAAGCUCAAGGAGCUCAUCAAGAGCGAGGAGGUCGAGCUGUCCAACAAGAAGACGGAGCCCGGAGCCGUACCCGAUAACACUCUGAACGAGCUCAAAAACACCCUCACAAUUCUCAGCAACACCGGCGGCAUUGUCCAGCCCUCCAAGGGACGGUACACCUACAAGAACUACACCUACAAGGCGUCACAAAAGUUCUGGGAUUACUGGGACAAGAUCAAGAAGCAGGUUGUGGAGAUCAACGAGGGAGUCACUCGGCACUCAGAUGACUUCAACCAGAAAAUGGCCACCGCUGAUGCCCUUGAGAAGGGUCGAACCAUUUAUUAA